GCCAAGCAUCCUGAGCUGCUGCUGCCGGUUCUCUUGUUUAAACUCAGAACCAACAACCAACGGACCGGCCGAGGAAAAACACAUCAGAGACAAAACAUUCCACUUCAGGAGAUCUUUCAACAGGUAAAAUAUGUUAAAGUGGACCGUGCUCCUGUCUUUAUGUUUAAGUAUCUCCUCUGCAACAUUUAACUAUCUUUAUGAGCAGAGAUCCUUCAUGGAUCCAGAGGACAUUCUGACUGUGAGCAUUCCUCUGGAGGGCUUACAGCGCCCCCUGCUGGGAGAAACUCUGCUACUGCAGUGCUACUUUCAGGACCACUCUGUUGAAGAUUCUGGUUUUCCCCCCGACACUCCCCUUUCCCACCGUAUCAAAUGGAGCUACGUUACAAAGGAAAAGACGACUACCAUCCUUGUGGCUUUGGAGGGACGGGUCCGCAUCAGCGAAAGUUAUCUGGACAGAGUUCAGCUGCAGAGCUACCCCCAGACUCCAACAGAUGCCAGCAUCAAAAUAUCGGAGCUACGUUCCAGUGACACAGGAGCGUAUCGCUGUGAAGUUCAGAUUGGCAUUGAGGAUGCCUAUGACAUUGUGCAUGUCCUUGUUCAAGGUAUUGUGUUCCACUACCGGCCCUUUAUGGGUCGCUACACUUUGACUUUUGAGAAAGCGAAGGCAGCAUGUGCCCAGAACAGUGCAGUCAUUGCUUCUCCAGAGCAGCUUCAAGCAGCAUUCGAAGAUGGUUUCCACCAGUGCGACGCUGGCUGGUUGUCUGACCAAACAGUGCGGUACCCAAUCCACGAGACUCGCAUGAACUGCUAUGGUGACAAAGAGGAACUCCCGGGGGUCAGGACGUAUGGCAUGAGAGAUCUCAAUGAGACGUAUGAUGUUUACUGCUUUGCAGAUAGGAUGCCAGGCAGAGUUUUUCACAGCACCUCUGCAGUGAAGUUCACCUUCUCUGAGGCUGCGCUGGCGUGUUCCUACCAAGGAGCUCGGCUAGCCACCACAGGUCAGCUGUACCUUGCAUGGCAGGGGGGUAUGGACAUCUGCAAUGCCGGCUGGCUGAGAGAUGGGAGUGUCCGCUACCCCAUCAAUAUUCGACGGCCACAAUGUGGAGGGGGUCUGCUGGGGGUGCGAACAGUUUAUCUCCACACAAACCAAACUGGAUACCCACUUCCUGAUUCACGCUAUGAUGCCUUCUGUUACACAGAUUCCCCUGAUGAUGAGGGUUCAGGCACAGAUGAGGGCAGUGGUGUUGGGAUUGUUACCACAGUGACGAAGAGUCCAGAGGUGUUCUUCAGCAAGACGACCACAGAGAGCGAAGCAGUUGGAGAGGUGGAGACCCAGCAGCCAUUUGAUCUGAGCCUCACCAGCAGCGAGAACCCCAACAAGCUGCCACCUCCUCAGCCAACAAACUUCACAGAUUUCACCUUUGACCUUAUUGAGGCAGUCACCAACCAGCCGGCUGUACAAAGGGAGCCCAGCAAAACCUCUGUCAUCUCUCCAGCAGGUGUGGUCUUCCAUUACCGCUCACCCACUGGCCGUUAUGCUCUCACAUUCGUUGAGGCUCAGUUGGCCUGCCAGGGUGUCAGAGGCGCCAUGGCCACACCACAGCAGCUGCAGCGAGCAUACGAGGAUGGAUAUCAUCAAUGUGAUGCAGGUUGGCUUCUGGACCAGACUGUGAGGUAUCCUAACGUGUUUCCUCGAGAAAAAUGUGCUGGAGAUCUUGGAGAUCAACCUGGAGUUCGGACGUAUGGCCUCAGACCAGCAGAGGAGAGAUACGAUGUUUACUGCUACACCGAGAAGAUCAAAGGAGAGGUUUUUCAUGUGGGAUCUGCUGAGGGUUUCACCUACGACGAGGCUGCUUCUGCCUGUGAAAACCACAAUGCGGUUCUGGCCUCCACUGGAGAGCUCUAUGCAGCCUGGAAACUGGGCUUGGACAAGUGCCGAGCAGGCUGGCUACUGGACCGCAGCGUUCGCUACCCCGUCAACAGCCCCCGUCCUGGGUGUGGAGGAGAGAAAUCAGGGGUGCACAAUUUGUACUCUCCUCCAAACCAAACACACUACCCUGAAGUUGAUUCCAGAUUUGAUGCAUACUGUAUAAGAGUUGGCUUUCUGUCUGAAUCAAAUGGAACUGAACUGAACAUCACAGACAUCCAGAAGGCUCUACCCAACCAGACAUCAGAUACUGAUGACGGCUUCUUCAUCGUUCCUCCCAUUCCAGUGGAGAUUUCAAGUUCUGGCUCUGGUUCAGCGGACUUUGAUUCAGCCUCUGCGGGAGAUAAUUCUGGAGUACAAUUCAACUCUGGAGACCAGAUUACCUCUGGGGAUCAGUCUGGUUCUGGAGACCGGUCUGGUUCUGGAGAUCAGUCUGGUUCUGGAGACCGGUCUGGUUCUGGAGAUCAGUCUGGUUCUGGAGACCAGAUUACCUCUGGGGAUCAGUCUGGUUCUGGAGACCAGGUUAACUCUGUAGAACAGUCUGGUUCUGGAGAUCGGUCUGGUUCUGGAGAUCAGUCUGGUUCUGGAGACCAGGUUAACUCUGUAGAACAGUCUGGUUCUGGAGAUCGGUCUGGUUCUGGAGACCAGGUUAACUCUGGAGAUAUAUCUGGUUCUGGAGGCAAAAUCACCUUUGGAGACCAAGAUUGGUAUACAGAGACUGCAGGGACCAGUGGAGGAUCCAGUUUGGCCAGUGGAUCUGGUUCAGGAUCUGGACCCAGGGUUGUUUUCUCUGGACUCUGCAUUGCAGCAGUAGAGGGCUCAACGUCAGGAGAACCUCAAGAGGCUGGAGAAGGAAGAACAGACGUUCUUAUAUUCCCUUUGUCUGCCGCUGAUUCUGGGGAACUCAGUGGGAGUGGAGAUAUGUCCGGGUCUGGAUCUGGAUUUGACUUCAUUGAAAAAGAUGCUGGACAUCUCACUGGUACGGGUCUUAUCUUGGACCAGGAGUUGUCAGGUUUUAUUAGUUUUCUAUCUGGAUCUUCAUCUGGAAGUGGACGAUCUGGAGACAUUUCUGGAAAUGGAGAUGCUCCGAUCUUAAUAAUAGAUGACAAACUAAUUGAUGCAAAGAAGGAGAACAACCUUGAUGGAGGUCCGUUAGAUUUCAGUGGUUCUGGAAACUUUUAUGGAUCUGGGGUUCUCAGUGGGUCUUCCUCUGGAAGUGACUCCGAGUUUCUUAAUGGUGUGACUUUUAUGGGUUCAGGCUUCACUAAACUUAUUGGGUCACCUUCUGGAGAACACGAGGAGGCUACUGGGGGUUUGUUCUACAGCUCUGGAUCGGAACGUGGGGUGCAGAUAUCUGGAUUUAAAAUCUCAAGCUUCAGUUUUGAUUCAAGAGCUGGAGUUUCUGGAUCUGGUUUCUCUAAAUCUGAAACAUCAACAACCAAAGGCGAGGAAGAGGGCAGUGCCAUAUUUUUCACUCAGGGUCUAAUGACAGAAAUACCUGGAGAUGAUAAGUUGCCUCUGGAGCUGGGAGAAAACUCAGUGCUCUACAGUGGAGAAGCAAGUGGCAACAAUGGUUUCUACUCCGGUGACGGAAACAAGAAUUCAUCUGAGGAUAACACCUUCAUGUCAGGGGUUUCUUCUUCUGGAGAUUCUUCUGAUCCACUGGUGGUGGUCCUACCCGCUCCAUCAGUUGACCCAGCACUAACAGAACCCAUCAUAAGAACAGAGGGAGAUAUCCAUGGACCUGAACUGACACACAACUCCAGAGUUCAUGUUUCUCCAGGUCCAGCAGUUGCCCCUGCAGGAUUAGCAGCUCCUCCUGCUGAAGUCAAACCAGCUUUUGAACAAACAGCAGGUGUCCUAGAAGCUUCCAACCCAUGUGAACCAAAUCCUUGUGGCAAAGCUUCAUGUACAGUAGAGGAAGAAGUUGCUUUCUGCUUUGAGGCAGAAGUGUGCCAUCCCAACCCUUGUGCCAACGGAGCCACCUGUGUGGAGAGUGCAGACUCUUUCAAAUGCUUAUGCCUGCCCAGCUACGGAGGGGAACGCUGUGAGAUCGAGGAGCAGCGAUGUGAAGACGGCUGGACGAAGUUUCAGGGAAACUGCUACCUGCACGUCUCUGACAGGGCGGAGUGGCUGGAGGCGGAGCAACGCUGUCGACACCUGAACGCUCACCUGGUCAGCAUCAUCACACCAGAGGAGCAGCAGUUUGUCAGCGCUCAUGCGCAGGAGAACCAGUGGAUCGGCCUGAACGACAAAACGGUGCAGAAGGAUUUCCAGUGGACGGACGGCUCUCCACUGCAAUAUGAGAACUGGAAGCUGAACCAGCCAGACAAUUACCUCAACCCAGCUGAGGACUGCGUGGUUUUGAUCUGGCAUGAGAACGGAAAGUGGAGCGACGUUUCCUGCAGCGACCACCUGCCGUUCACCUGCAAGAAGGGACCAGUGUUUUGCGGCGCUCCGCCUCUGGUGAAAAACACACGCAUGUUUGGAAACCGGAGGUCGGAGUAUCCGGUCAACUCCAUCAUCCGUUAUCAGUGCAACCCAGGAUUUAGACAGCGCCAUCUACCUGUGGUCCGCUGCCAAGCUGACGGGAACUGGGAGAAACCCAAAGUGGAGUGCACAGAUGUAAAAGCCAGGAACAGAAUAAAACUCAGGAGCAGCAGAAAUUCACCAGUGAGCGGAAAAAACAAAUAAAAUUAAUUUAAGUUUUAAAAAGCAAGAAAAAUCUUUUCACAUAAUUUUUAUAAUAUAAAUUAAAAUGCUUGAAUUCUCAUUCUUUUGGUGCUACGUUGUGGUAGCGCUUGUUAAAAACCCUCAUCCCUUCUCACUAAUAUAUUUAAUGUCUUUAAUUGUUUUAUUUUACAUAAAUGAACUCAAAUUGUUGCUGUUAGUCUUUAUUUUCUUUCAUCACUUUCAUAAAGACAAAGAAUAAGGAAACUUAAGAAAUGAAAGGUUUGGUUUGGAUUUUUUAAGUGUGAUGUUUCUUCAUGGUGGAACUGGGGGCCUGAGACAUGCAAACUAUGGCGCUUAAUACAAAUUUAAUAAUGGACUCAGAAAAAAACAGAUAAGGCUUUUUUUUUUUUUACUUGAUCUAACCUUUGUUCUUUUUUGAGCAGAACUGAUCCAGAUUAGCCUGGGCCGCCGUUUGUGAAGUUGCACAAUCGAAAAGUGGAAGCAACAAUUUGUGUUAUUUAGCCGAUUAAAGGUGGUUUAUUGUUCAAUGUCAUAUUUUCACCAUCAUAUUUAUUAAGUUAUAAAUGUCACAGUUUUGAAGUGAAUAUUUAGAUAGCAAACUGAACAGUUAGCAUAAUACAUAUUUAGUUUGAAGCUAAAUAUUUACUUAGCAAGUGUAAUUUUUAACUUCAAACUAAAUAUUUAGCAUUAAACUAAAUAUUUAGCAAAUAUUUAGCUUGCUAAGUAAAUAUUUAGUUUCAAACUAUAUAUUUAUUUGUGAAAUAUAUUUUGCAUUAAAGUAAACUGUUGGCAAUCUGUUUUGAAUCUAACUAUUGAGUUAGCGAGCUAAAUGUUUAGUUUUGUGCAACUUUGCAAAUGCCAUCCUAUAUGUUAGGGUGCUCAGUUAAAAAAAACACAAAGAGGACAAAAUAUUUACACAUGAAUGUCCAAUAUUUCUUUUAGAUCCCACUAAUAUGAAUGUAGAGCGAAUUCAGCUGAAUGCUUUGGCUUCCAGGUUGUUGUUCUGAAGACAGAAAUGAGCAUUUUUUGACAAAAGUCUAUAUUUAGAGACUUGCAGCAAACAGGAAGAUUUUAGAGGACUUUAGAGUUUAAAGCAGCAGCUUAUCAUGUUGGUGGGAUUAUUUACAGCAUUUUCUCAGUUUUAUCUGAUCACCAUCACCAAUGCUGUGCAGUGCACAAAUUUUUAUAAAUCACUGCUGUAAACCUCCUGGUUCCUUCACUUUAUGUUGUUUGUGCUCGUGUGUUUCAUCACUGUUGUCGUUUGUGGGGGCUGCGCCUCCGUUAAACAGUUUGUCACCUGCUGCUUAAUAAAAUAAAGACGCUGUAAACGUG
Gambusia affinis (western mosquitofish) is the source of this 5953-nucleotide messenger RNA. Its product is annotated as aggrecan core protein-like. The transcript is spliced from 20 exons. Bases 131 to 4621 code for a protein of 1496 amino acids. Gene Ontology annotation, molecular function: hyaluronic acid binding; calcium ion binding. Lineage: Eukaryota; Metazoa; Chordata; Actinopteri; Cyprinodontiformes; Poeciliidae. Gene Ontology annotation, biological process: cell adhesion. The record is from RefSeq and is a predicted model, not a curated record.